This is a messenger RNA of Myotis brandtii (Brandt's bat), 564 nucleotides long. Its product is annotated as N-acetylneuraminate lyase-like. Gene Ontology annotation, molecular function: N-acetylneuraminate lyase activity; 4-hydroxy-tetrahydrodipicolinate synthase activity. Gene Ontology annotation, biological process: N-acetylneuraminate catabolic process. The annotation marks the transcript as partial. The transcript has 2 exons. The record is from RefSeq and is a predicted model, not a curated record. NCBI's taxonomy places the organism in Eukaryota, Metazoa, Chordata, Mammalia, Chiroptera, Vespertilionidae.
CUACCUCGGCCAAUGACUGAGCAUGGAGAAAUCAACCUUUCAGUCAUUGGUCAGUACGUGGAUUAUCUUGUGGAAAAACAGGGAGUGAGGAAUAUUUUUGUGAAUGGCACCACGGGAGAAGGCCUGUCUCUGAGCAUCUCAGAGCACCGCUGGGUCGCAGAGGAGUGGGUGACAAAAGGGAGGAACAAGUUGGAUCAAGUGGUAAUUCAUGUAAGAGCCCUGAGCUUGAAGGAGUCCCAAGAACUGGCCAAACAUGCAGCAGAAAUUGGGGCCGAUGGCAUCGCUCUUAUGGCGCCUUUCUUUCUCAAGCCACAGAACAACGAUGACCUCACUGCUUUCCUAAAGGAGGUGGCUGCUGCUGCCCCGGCACUGCCAUUCUAUUACUAUCACAUCCCUGCCUUGACAGGGGUAAAGAUUCGUGCUGAGGAGCUGCUGGAUGGGAUUCAGGAGAAGAUCCCCACCUUCCAAGGGCUGAAAUUUAGCGACACAGAUCUCCUAGACUUCGGACAGUGUGUUGAUCAGAAUCGCCAGCGACAGUUUGCUUUCCUUUUCGGGGUGGAUGAG